Messenger RNA from Lindgomyces ingoldianus, 1863 nucleotides. RefSeq lists its product as uncharacterized. The record is from RefSeq and is a predicted model, not a curated record. The transcript has 4 exons. NCBI's taxonomy places the organism in Eukaryota, Fungi, Ascomycota, Dothideomycetes, Pleosporales, Lindgomycetaceae. The coding region runs from base 1 to 1863 and encodes 620 amino acids.
AUGGGCCGUCAAGCGUACCUAACACGUCUUGCCCUGGGGCGGUCGGCCUUUGAACCAAGCCAGCCCGCAACUGCCUCCCCUGAAUACGUGCAGCUUGACUCUUCACAGGAGGACAUCUCUACACCAAAUGUGAAUGCCCAGCUCUACGAUGAACGGGGUCACCCUAUCAACCCACGCGCGCGGGAACAUGGUAGAAGGUUUCGGGAAGCUCAAAACGACGUGCUAGCUGCUAUUGGCGUAGUGGAGAGGCGCCGCUCCCCUUCGGAAGGCCUCCCGGGUGCUUAUGAGCUGCGGAUAGAGCAGCUUGAGAAUGAAGAGUCGGCUGGAAAUGCGAUAGCUUUUGCAUCUAGGUUGGCCGAGAAUCUGUGUACUUGGUGGCUCGGCUCGCUCAGAGAUCGAAUUUUGACGUUUCAGAUGGGUAGCCGGAUCCCAUUCACGGAUAUUGUCACGUCCGAAUACCGAGCCUUUGGAACCAGCUUAGUCUAUGCUGGAUUCUUUCCCCGAGUCCUGUCUACGGUAGGCGUCCAGGCUUCUGUAUACGCAGCGCUUGUGCUACAGCCUAUCAGUCGUCUUCUUUUUGCAACACGAGCAUCCGGAAAGACAAGGCUCCUCUUUCAGCGACAAAAGAACCUAAUUAGCAAUGGCUUUCGUUUGCUCGUGGAGAUUGCUUUCUACCCUCUCGCCUACCAUGCCACCCUUCAACGGCUUGCACUGCUUCCCACAAAGCCGUUACUUCCUCCUUGGAGAGCUUUCGUACCAUUCUCAAGCUCGUCACCAAUUCGACUCCUCUCUUUACCGUCGGCAUUGACCGCGGCAUCUUUGAUGGAAUUUAUCAAAUCAGCGAUAAGCUCGCCAUUAGUGUUUGUCUGCUUGGAGCAUUUCUUAGAGCGAUGGGUUUACGCUCUUGUUUACGAAGCGAUUGAGUCUACCACAAUUCGUCCAGAUCGUCCAGACCUGGAGACCCCUGAUGAUGGCGUGAAGAACCGCGCGACGCAGAUUCUUGGCUUGAGGCGAAAAUCCCCUCCCGUGGUUCGAACCGCAAUCAACAAGCUCCUGGUUACACUCGGGUGGGGCAAGCCGUUUCCAUCCUCGGAAGCUAGAGAAUAUUCUGACGGACGUACACGAAGAGCUGAAAUUGAAAUGAGUCGGACAAUGGAGAAUAACCAAGGGCGAGUGACCAACGUCAGUCGACUCCAAAUUCCAAUGGCGCACAUGCCUAUCCAACCGUUACCAGGAGGCAGCAGUGUGAGCAAUAUAACGGUAGCUCCCACGUCAGUACCCGAGGCAUUCUCUCCAGCAUCUCCAACAGCUUCUCAAGGAAGUCAGGGCGAUAAUGACGACCCAAGGAUUCGAAUCACGUCCAGAGAAGGCAUUGUUGAGAUGGAGGUUCGUUUGCCACCACACGUCCUCUCCACUCACACUGAGGUCUCUGGCACUAACUCUCCUACCCCAAUACAGCGUGGCAUUGCCUUGUCCCCUGCUGACGAACCCGAAGAACCUGCUUGUCACCGGGUCACACAGCUAUCCACAGAACCAUCACAAAGGAUAGGCGCGGUCCUGAAAGCCCAAAUUGUCGGUUGGGCGACGCUUCCACUCAAACUUAUUACUCUACGACUGAUCGCUUCCCAUUAUAUCGCUGGUCGCCAGCGCCGACCGGAUCAGAAAUUCGGUAUAGCUGUCUAUCGCGGUGUGUCCCCUCUGGGCGGCUUGCGGGAUUUCAAUCUCCAAUCUGCUGGCGUCUUGAUUUCCCGCGUCGCACUCUGUGGAGCACUAGAAGUGGCGAUUGAUCUUAGCUUAUGGGGUUGCCAAUGGCUUGCCAUAAAUUGUGUUGGCAAGAAGUUUUUCGGUUGGGGUACACUCUGA